Molecule: messenger RNA, 1839 nt
Organism: Talaromyces marneffei
Lineage: Eukaryota; Fungi; Ascomycota; Eurotiomycetes; Eurotiales; Trichocomaceae
Exons: 2
Coding region: 1-1839 (612 amino acids)
Molecular function (GO): FAD binding
Source: RefSeq, a predicted model, not a curated record
AUGGCUUCAGAAGACGUUUGGUGCGAUGUUCUGGUCGUUGGAGCAGGUCCCGCGGGCUUCAUGGCUGCCUUGACCUUGGCACGCUAUAAUAUCAAUGUAAGGAUCAUUGACGCUCGGCCUGAAAGAAUUCAAACUGGACAUGCCGGAGGUGUGCAGCCAAGAACGCAGGAAAUUCUGCAGACUUUGAAUUUGCGUCACAGACUGGAUAUUCAAGGUAACCACGUCAGCGAGACAGCGUUCUGGUCAAUCAAUGAACAGGACACUUUUGAGCGAACACACAUCGGCGGAGAAAUACAGAAUCCCACCCCUUACCCCUGGAUCUUGAGUAUCCCGCAACGAGAGACGGAGCGUGCUUUCGAUGAGGACCUGAAUACUAGAGGCUGCACCGUUGAGCGCCCUGUGGAACUGAUUGACUUUACUUACACUGACGAUGCGGAGUACCCGCUUCUCGCUUCAGUCAAGAAUCAGUAUACCAAUAUCACUUCUGUCUACCGAACAAAGUACAUAAUUGGGUCUGACGGUGCCGCGAGUAAGACAAGAAGCCUACUUGGAUUCGGAUCCGAAACUCAUGGAAAUGACGACGUCUGGUGUGUCGCCGACUGCUACCUGGAUACCAACUUCCCUGAUGUGCGACGUCGUUGUGCGAUUCGCUCUAAACAAGGAGGCAUUAUGUUGAUCCCCAAUCCGCGAGAUAUGAAUCGCAUUUACACACAACUUGACACAACAGAUCUGGACAUUGUUGAGAACGGAGGAUUGAAUGGAGUCAAUGGCGACAUUAGCAACGGUGACAAGGUUCUGCUCCGCCCAAAAUACGGCGAUGUCGCCUUGUUACAACUUCUACGAAAGCGCGUAAAGGAUGUUGUAGCUCCGUACAAGAUGGAAAUCAAUAAAUUGGUCUGGAUCAGUCAGUAUCGAUUGCAUCAACGUAUCGUGGAGUCCUUCUGGGACCAGAAACGCGUGUUCAUCGUUGGAGACGCAUGCCACACCCACAGUCCGAAAGCCGCCCAAGGAUUGAACGUCAGCAUGGCUGACUCGUACAAUCUCACGUGGAAAUUGGCUCUCGUUCUGAAGGGCAAGUCUGAUGCGAGCAUACUCGAAAGUUACGCUAUCGAGCGUCGCCAGCUCGCACAAGAGCUCUUGGAUUUUGAUGCGAAAUUCUCGCACCUUUUUGGACGAAAGGAUUUCUUGGACAAUUCCAAGUUUCAUGAUGUCUACGACAAAGCACACGGAUUUACAUCUGGAGUCGGCCAGCAAUAUCAGCCAGGGCCGUUGACGGCUGUUGACGAAUCUAGUAUGACAAUCAUCAAUAGCGGUGCCGUGGAACCUUUGACCCCGGGCAAGCGUUUGUACCCAUUCAACACGCAGCGUCAUAUUGAUGGUACUCCUCUCAACAUCCUUGAUGAUUUCCCUUCCAAUGGUCGCUUUCAUCUUGUGGUCUUUGUGGGAAACGCAAUUCUGAACAAACGCUUGGGUCCACUCAUUGACUAUCUGGCGUCGGAAGAUUCAGUUCUCACGCGUUUCGACAAGACCUCCGGUACGGUUUGGGGCUUUGAAGAUAUCUACUCUACAAGUCAGCAGAAUCGGCACCGGAUCAUUGACAUGUUUCUAUUCCAUACUGAUGACAAAUAUCAAAUCAAUCUGGACGACCUUCCAGCGCCGCUGAAUUCAUGGAAAUACCGCAUAUAUUCGGACAAGGAUAGUUCGGUGCAUGCGAGCCUAGGAGUUGACCCAGAAGUUGGUGCAAUGGCACUUGUUCGGCCGGAUGGGUUUAUCAGCUUGGUGACUGGUUUGAAUGAAGGCGACAAGAUUACAACCUUUUUGAGCAAGUAUUUAAAUUAG